This is a messenger RNA of Lactuca virosa, 847 nucleotides long. The record is from the annotation of a GenBank genome assembly. Lineage: Eukaryota; Viridiplantae; Streptophyta; Magnoliopsida; Asterales; Asteraceae.
AAACAUUCCAAAAAGGCAGGCAGAGGAUACGUUGCCGUGAAUUGGAAGUUCAUCCGUACACCACGUGAGACGCAAUGAUGAAACCUGCUCCAAUGGCGUCCCCCCGCCCCUCUCUCUAAAAUCUACACCUAGUCCUCUCCCCUUCAUUUCUACACACAGUCUCCUUCCUUUAAACACACACACACAUAAGUUUGAAGAAUUGAAGUUUUAGAAGAACAAUCAACAAUGUACAAGUGUAAGCUCUACGAAUUAUGCCAGAAGAACGGAUGGCAAAAACCAGCUUAUUCCUGCAAAAAAGACGGCAAAGACCACAACCCACUUUUCAAAGCUUCAGUCGUCGUCAAUGGAGUCACUUUUGCUUCUCGAUCCUUCCUCAAAUCUUCCAAAUCCGCCGGAAACGAUGCAGCCGAAGUCGCUUUCACUCACUUCACUACGUCUUCUUACUCUUUUUGUUCUGGUUCAGGUGACGUAAGCAAGACCGGUGAGGCUGGUCUGCUCGUUUCGCCGGAAGAGAAUAUGACGUCGGUGACGGUGGCAACGACGGCGACACCUCUUGAUCAGUCUCAUUCGUCGAUCGAAGAGGGUGAUGAGAACAAGUCUAUGGAGAGUUACUUGUUAUGCAACGAGGUGAGAGUGUACACAUCCAUUCCUGUUACUGUUUUGCCUAAGGGAAAUGUUGUGCUACCCAUCGGAGAAGACAAAUGGGCUGUUGUGAGGUUGGAAUCUGCGUAGCAAAUUAGGAACAUAAUUUAGCGUUUUGUGUUGUUUUGAUAUUAUCACAAUUUGAAGACGUGUCUUGGAAAUAUUUUGGAAACAAUGGAAAUUUCGUAGUUAUAUAUGUUAGAUG